Molecule: messenger RNA, 9184 nt
Organism: Magallana angulata
Lineage: Eukaryota; Metazoa; Mollusca; Bivalvia; Ostreida; Ostreidae
Product: microtubule-associated protein futsch-like
Exons: 1
Coding region: 27-8654 (2875 amino acids)
Source: RefSeq, a predicted model, not a curated record
CAACAGAUGAUUUUGAUAAUAUUAGUAUGAAAGGAAGAGAGACAAAAUCAAAUAAAGGAGUGUCAAGGAUCAGUGAUGAUUGUGAAAAUAUGGUAAAAGGACCAAAGGAUGUAAAUACUGGCUCCAAGGCUUCAGUUCGAGAUGCAGGCAUUUCUAAGGCUGAAGCUGUAGACUUGAAAACAGAAGCGUUUAAAAAGGAAACUGGAAAAAUGAAUGAUAGAGAGGUACAGAACAAAUUAGACAAUGUUACUAUUGACAAAAUAAAUGCUGGAGCUAAAACUGAAUCCCAAUCUAACAAGAAAUUUGACUCUGUAAAAAUGACUGAAGUUGAUGUGGAGGUGAAGAAAAAUGAAAAGGAGGGAACGAAUGACAAAGAAAAGCAGUAUUUGAAAUGCAGUAAAGAUAAAGCUAGUGAAGAUUGUGAGGAGAGAAGAGCAAGAAGUGGACAAAGAGAGGGGAGAGGUCAGAAUAGGAGGCUGGUCAGUGAUCAAGAGGAUAGAAGAGACAGACGCUCAAGGUCAAGGACUCCAGUCCGGUUUCUUCUGGUCUCAAACAAACUAGAGACAUCUGGUAGCAAGGAUUCACCCUGUUGUGUUAAAGAUCAUUCUAGUACAGAUAGAAAAGCAACUACUAAAUCAAAUGAGAGUGAUCAUAUGACCAGCAAAUCACAGAAAAUCAAAACAAUAAAAGAUGUUGAUGAAGAGAUUGCUACAGAAGCACAAAAGAAAAAGGUUCCAAAUGAAGAAAGUUGGUCAGAUGAAAAAAUAUCUCAAGUUAAAAUUCAGAGGCAGAGUCAUAACACUUCAAAAGAAACAAUGUCAUCAAUUGAUAAGAUAUCCAAAGCUGGAGGUGAAAUUCAAGCAAAAUCCAGUGAUAUCAAACAAACUGAAACCAAGAAAGAUGCAGGACAGACACAUUCUAGUACUGAUAGUGAGAAAGUUCAAAUAUCAGAAAAACAUGCAAAAAUUGUUGUUGGAAGCUCUAAAUCUAUUAUGGAACCAGAGAACACCAAGUCUAUGUCAUCCUUUCAAGAUGAAACAGAAUUCAAUCAUGACACCCUGAUGAGCAGAAAGAAAAAAUUGGCUCAGGAGAGAACUGUACAUGGAAAAACCUCCAGUAGUGAUUGUAAAGUUAUUACUUUGACUCUAAAACCUGUUGCUCAAGAAACGAAUCUUGGUGAAAUCUCUGUUGUAAAAAAAGAGGACAGUGCUGUAAACACCAAGAAAAAUUUAGCAGGGGAUGCAAACAAGUUUAUGCAGGGAUCAAAAGAUGAUACAAAAAGCUCGCCAAUCUCGAAGGAAGUUUCUUUCCUAGAAGAUAAAAAGGCAACAGGAAAAGAAAUUCCAGUUAUUGUGAUCAAAGAUGAAGUUGUUAAAAGAAAUGAUUUAGAAUCACCAAAGGCUACUGAUAGUAAAGACAGAACAGAUAAUCAGUCAAACUUUGGGUUUAACAGGGAUAGACUCUUUGCCAAACUUGAUCCAAGAGGUUAUAAAAUGGAGAACUUAAGGAGAAAAAGUAGUUCAAGCUCAGAUUCUUCCCUGAAAAGCCCUGAUGUUUUCAGUGAAGGGAAAAUUUCUCCUGAUCCAUUUUCAUCUGGUCAAUACACUUCAUUUGAAUAUUCUACAGAAAAAGAAUUAACCCAUAAGAAGGAAGGCAUGAGAGUUAUCAGCUCUUCGAAAGAUACCAAAGAAUCAAAGAAAGGUGGACAAAUUUUGCCUGAACUUUUGCCACCUUCAGAACCUGUUUUGCAGAAAGCAAAACAAGAUCCUGCUCAGAGUAAUAUACAGAUAGCUGAAGAAUUGGACCAAAGAAAGCCUAACAAAAAAGUAGAUGAGGGCCCUGCAGCCACUCAGAAUGAGAAAAAACAAAAUUCUACCGAUCAUAACUCAAUGUCUAAAAGCGUCAAAGACAAUAGUGGGCAUUAUAAAAGUGAUGAUACUAAACCUUCUGUACUUGAAAGUGAUACAAACUCUGAUAGAGCUGACACGAAAAGGACAGAAUCAAAAACUGUUGAUGACAGAAAGCAAGCAACCCAAAAGGAUCAGACCAACACAACUUUCAAAGAUCUAAUCAGAAAGACAAGAUCAAGACUGCAUGGUGUAAGUGAUGAUUCAGAGUCAGACCAACAGAACAAUACCAUCAGCAAACCACAGGAACUGAGUCCAAAACCAAUGAAGAAACAAGAAAGUCCAGAUAUAGCAAAACACUUGGAAAGUAAGUCAAAUGCAGUUGAAAAGUUGUCAUCACAAGAGCAUAAAUCACUAGGUAGUGAAAGGAAUAGUAAAAUUGGAUCAGAAAAUAGAAGUAAAUCCUUGUCUUCUUCAGAAGGCUCUGACACAAAAGUUUCAUUUAAUCCAGGAGGAACAAGUAUGAAGAUGCUGAAUGACUCAUCAUUAAAGGGAGGUGAUACAAAAAUUGGAUCUCCAUUAACAAAAUUGAAGGAUACAAAAACAAAAAUGAAACAAUCAGAAGUAGAGUCUGACUUUAAGACCCAAAGUAAAGAAGUUCCUGUUUCACAAAUACUCAACACCAAGGUCUUGGAUAAAUCUGCUGCAAAAGGAGGAGAGAGUAAGCAAUCUGAAAAAGAAUUCGAGCAAAAAAUUGUAAAAGAUAAAGAUGGUCAAAAAGAAAUCCUGUUUGAACCACAAAACAAACUCAGAUCAACAUCAGAAACCAAUGAACAGUCUGUCAACUUGACCACAAUAAAAACAGAGAAGCUAGAGAAUACAAAAAAUUCUGUUGAUAAAAACAAACUGACUGAGUCAAGUGUGUCAACUGGAAAUCUGGGAGAGAGCAGUUCAAACGUUAAUCAACCUAGGAAAGCUGAAGUGAGUUCUAAUUCCAGUUCAAACAUCACAACAAAAGGGAGUGAAAGUUCUAAAGAUAGUGGAAAAGACAAUUUAGUGUCUAAUAGGUCUGAUGUCAAAGAGAUGACUAAAAUGACAGAGAAUAGAAAUGAGUUGUCAUCAAAGAGUGUUACUAAAUUAGGGUCCCCAAAACAGAGAAGAGAAAAGCAAGCACUAUCAGAUGACAUCACUCAGAUGACAGAUAUUAAAGUAGACUUGAAGCAAGCGAGGGCAAAUUUACAGAACAAAAAGAAAGACAAGGUAGCAAGUACUGAAAUUACUGCAGAAAGCAGAGAAGGAAUCGUUGGAAAGAAGUCUGUGACUGAUGGAAAUUCAAAAAUACAUGAAACUACAACUAUGGCACCUGAAAGCCCAUCAAUUAUAUCAUCAGUAGAAAAAGAACAGAAAAUUAGCUCACCUAAAUGUCUGCCUAAACUUGAGAAAACUGAACAAGUUGAUAACUUUGAAAAAGAGACCAUAAGUCCGACACUUACCAAAAGGAGGACGGACAAUUCAAAACAGAAUGUUAUAGAUAAUAAAGAUACAGCAGGGUUUAAGGAUGUCAUUGGCAAUUUGAAAGCAAGUCUUAAGACAAAGCCAAAGGAUACCAAAUCACUAGUAUCAGAAAAAGAAAGCACAAACAUUUAUCAACUGAAAAAAUUGGACAAUAGUGCUCAACAAAAAACUCAAGAAAAACAACUUUUAGAAGAUAAAAGCAAAAAGUUUACAACUGAAACACGGAAAUAUGACAGCACUGACAAACAGAAAGAGUUUACAUUCAAAAAGGGAAAAGAAGCCAAAGAAAGAGAUAUGUCAAAGACCCUUGACCUUGAAAAUGACAAAAAGCCUUCAUUAGAUAAAUUGCAAGAUGAACGAAAAGAACAAAAAUUGAAAAUGAACAUUAUAAAGUCAGACGUCAUUGUUUCUGAAUCUGUUUCUACAACAAUUGAAAAAGCAGAAGAAACUGAUGUCACAGACAAAAAAUCUAAUGAGAAAAAGUCGGAUGAGAGGAAAAUGGACAAAAAAGCUCAAUUGAAUGAAUCAGUGCAAACAAAAAGUGAUGAUAUAUGUCUGAAGGAUGUAAUUAGUCAAACCAAAGGAAAGCUUCAAAAGCCAUCAAAAUCUAUCAACAACAAAACAGAUCAAUGUCAAGAUGUUAAACAAAGUAAACCAGGUGACCAGGAUCCCAUAAAAGAUAAGGAACCAAAGGGCAGUAAAACAAAAUCUCAGAUUUUCAAGGACAAUGAAUCAGUAGGUAGAGAUCUAAAGGACAGUAAAGCCAGAGCCCAAAAUGUCAAGGAUGAUAAACCAGUUGAUCAAGAUCUUAUUGAUAAGGAUAGUAAAACCAGAGACCAGUGUCUCAAGGACAAGAAGUCAGUAGACAAAGAUCUGAAGGACAGAGGAGUGAAAGGUGUCAAGGACAAUAAAUCAAUUGAUCGAGAAAUUGAAAAAAGUAAUGCCAGAGACCAGUGUAGCAAGGACACAAGAUCAGUGGGUCAAGAUCUGAAAGACAUCAAGGACUUCAAGGACAAUAAAACCACAGUCAAAGAUCUCAAGGACAUUAACACAAAGGUCCCAAAUUUCAAUGACAAUAAGUCUAGAGGUCAAAAUCUCAAGGAUAUUAAAUCAGUAGGUCUAGAUCUCAAGGUCAAUCAGUCCAAGGUCGAGGAUUCAAAAGACAAUAAAGUAGGCGUUGGUGACAGUCUUAAGGACAAUAGACCAGGGAGUAGAGAUGUAACUCAAGGACACAUUAAUCUGGAUCACAAGAAAACAGGGGGCACUAAAGAUAAAGACAUUAAAUUAGGUGACAUAAAACUCACUGGUAAUAAAUCCGGAGGUUUAGAUACAAGAGACAGAGAACUAGAAUCUAGAAAUCAAGAGGACAAAAAAUUAGUUGUCUCAGAUAUUAAGAAUACUGAGAAAACAACUACAGGAGGUCAAGAUCACAAGAAAAGUAAUGAUAAAACAGGUGGUAGGGACAUACAGGUCAAGAAAGUUGGACAAGAAAAUUUCAAGGACAGUGAAAAGAAAUUUCAGGGUCAUAAGGACUAUAUUACAGCUCGGGAUCCAACUGAUAAAUUAAAUGCUAAUUUUUUCAAGGAAGAUAAGGAGAGAGGAAUAGAAAACAAAGAGAAAAGCAAUUCAGUGAAUGUUAAAAAUUAUGCAGUAAAAGAAACCAAAGCUUUAGGGUCAAACUCAACUGACAAUGCAAGUUCAGUUAAAGAUUCAGCAUUAACCACUAAAAGUGUGGAAACUAGAGAUUUGAAAUUAAAUGAAAAUAAUGCUUUUGACAAGAAAACUCAGAGAAAUCCAAACCAAAUAAACAAAUACCAGACUGAAUUGGAAGAUGCUCAAAAAAGAACGGCACCAAGUAAUAACUUGUCUAAAAAAUUAGCAAAUAAAGAUCCUAAAGAAAGAGCACAGUUAGAUAAAAGUGCAUUAGACAAUGUGACCAAUAUAAUGGAUAAACAAACCACAGAAGUGAGCAUCAAACAGGAGGGAGAGAAAUCUAAAAAUAGACAUCACACAAGCAAGACAGCAGAUGGUAAAACAAUUGUACCGGACACAGGCAACACAAAAAGUAUCUCAUCCUCUGACGUAAACCUUCACUCACAAGCAGACGAUAAGGUUCACAGUACACAGAACACAAGAUCCAGUGCAAAGGAAUCAAAACUUGUCAAUCAAGAAAAAGAAUCAAAUGAGAUGUGCCAAGGUACAUCAAUGCUAGGCACACACAGGAAAAAGCAAUCUAAUGCUAAAAAUGAAGUAGAGGGUAUAGGGGUCACAGAUUCACUGAGUAAUUUAGAUAGAAAGGAAGCGACAAGUUAUUCCUUAACAAAGCUGAAAACAGCACGAGAGGCAGACAGUAACACUGAGCUGAAGAAACCCAGCAGAGUACGUCAGAAUGGAGACAAACAGGAUUCGUCGUCAGAGAAAAAACAUGUGAAUAAUGCUAACGUGCAGGAUCCACCCCAGGAGAUCAAAAGUGUCAAUAUACAGCCGAGAAUCUCAGCUAAAAAUAGAAGUGUUAACUCGACAGAAGCCACACAUGACGUAUCAAAAAACAAUAAAAGUACUAAAGCAAAAACAGAUGUCAGUGAAGAGUCAGGCAAAAAUAAGGACAGUGGUACAGCUAGGAAAAAGGCUAAAGUACUGAGGGAGUUUGUUACGAUAAAUGAUGUCACACCUGUUAGUUACACUGAACAUGCAGAAGUGAAAAUGAAGGAUAUACAUGAAUCAAGGGUAAAUGAAUCCAUCAUUGCCAGAAAACCUGAUGAAAAAGUUGUGAAAAUAGAGACAGGGGAUAUCAAGGAUUGUGAAAGUAAAUCCCUAAAAAUGGAGGAAUUAGACUUAAAGGAGAAUAAUAAUGAAAAAUCAUUGAAUUUGCCAAAGAUUUCUAUGACUAGCUCUGUGAACUCAAAGAAAAAGUCAGAUUUGGAUUCUACUUCAUUACAGGAGAGUGAGAGGACUUUGUCACUCAAAGAAAGUCAACCCAAUGAAGACACGGAGACAAGCACUGGAAAUAAAACCAAGUCAAACAAAAUUGACCUUCUGCAGACCAAAACAAAGGGCAGGCAUAAAUUUGUGUUGCCAGCUUUGAAGUCUGCAAAGGCAAAAACAGAUGUUAAAUCCAAAAAUGAAAAUGAAGAUGUUUAUGAGAGUGGAAAUGACAAUGGGGUAAAUAAAAAUGGGCUUAAAGGAAAGAUGGGGGGAACUUGUACAGGAAAAACCGAUAAUAAAGAUAUCAUUGAAAGCACAAAGAUUGAUGAGAAAAAGUCUACCAGGGGAGAAGCAACACCUAAAAGUACUCUGAAAGUUACAUUUGAGACUGAAGAAAAUUAUUCCACGGAGAGUGAAGUAAAUGGAAGCCAUCAGACUAAACAUCAGAGUAACAUCAAAAACACACAGUAUGGCAAAGAAGUUAAACACUCUAGUGGCUCACCAAAACAAACUAGAAAGAAAAUGGCCACUGCAGGGAAUGAAUCAGCUGUUCAGGAAACACAGAAAAAAGUUCAAUUUAAAGAUGUGGAUAAAGAUUAUCAAAGAAAAGUGUAUGCACAGGAAGUAGCAAAGAAAAUACAAACCUCUAUUAUUGCUGAAAUGAGAAAUAAACUGAGGUCUAAAGCAACAGCCAUUGAAAAGCAUCAAGAGAGGAUCAAGGCAAAGGAGUCAAGAGCAGUUGAUAAUACUCCAGAACCAAAAGUACCAGAAACAACAAAUGAAUCAGAGGUCAAAGGUAGACCAGAAAUGUUAAAAAAAUCUAGAGCUGUGACAGGAGUAGGACUGGAUAAAAAUGUUCACUCGUCAGAAACGGAGAAAACUAUACAGAAGGUCAGCAGUUUGGGAGAAAGUUUGAAAAAACAAGAAAAAGAACCAUCUAUAAUCAGUUCAAAUGAGAAACAAGAAAAAGAACCAUCUAUAAUCAGUUCAAAUGAGAAAAAACAUUUGGUCAUAGAAAGUCAGGGAAAUGUCAAGUCCAGGCAAAAUGAAGGACAAGUCACAAACAAAGAAACAAAAUCUAUCCCAUCAGAUGAGACGAAAAUUAAAAUCCCACCGAAAAAGGCCGAGGUGAAACUUGAGACAGAUAAAAAAGUGAAUGAAUUCAAGAAAGACAGUAAGCUUAAUGAAAAGGACAUCCAGAUAUCUAAAGGUGUCGAAUCAAAGCAUGACAAUGACAUUCAGUUUAUAUCUACCAGUUUUUCUGGACCAGAAAAUGAUUCAGUUUCAUACAAGGGACGGGGUGAUAAAUCUUCAGCAAAUCUUGUAAACAAAAACCAUACAGAUGUGUGUGAGGACAAAGAUAAGGAUGCUGAGGUAAAGCUGUCUGACAAAGGCUUUUUUAAUGUUUCAAAAUACAUCACAAAUACCAAAAUACAGGAGUUUAAGAAGAAACUGAACACAGAUGUGACACAUUCCAAGAAGGAUGAGAAGGAUAAAUUAAGUGAAAAAGACAUCCAGAUAUCUAAGGGUGUUGAACCAAGGCAGAUAAAUGACAUACAAUUUAUCUCUACAAGUUUCUCAGGACCAGACUCACCUACCAGCAAUUCCACAGGAUCAAAAGAGGAUCAGAAAUCCCCAGAAUUAACAUAUAAAAGGUUUGAUUUUGAUGAAAGUUCCGAGAGCAAAUCUCUAAGCUCUGACUCCACGGUGAAAGAAGAACAAGUUUCUGAUGAUGAGGUGGAAAACACAACUAAUGAAGAUAUCAUGGCAGAACUGAGGAAGCUCCUUCCACUUGAGAUCUUCAGUUCGCGGAGGAGGCAUGUGGAGGAGUCCUCGAUUGAGGAUGACACUCCCUGUGACUGCUGUGAGUGCCAGGGCUCCAGUGAUGAGGAGUACAGCGUAGAUGGGAGGAUACCUCAGCUCUCAGUGAUUGGAGAAGAGGAUGAGGAGGCAGUCUCUGUGUUUGAUCCGGACAAUGAGGAGAUGGAGUUUCACAGGAAAUUCAUGGAGAAGGUUUAUGGACGAAAUCCCAGAGCAUCUAAGGUCUUCAAUCCUGGAGUAAUUGUAGAGUCGGGUUCAGACUCCUCAGAAAAUGGGGAGACAGAGGAGCAAGAAAUUGAGGAGUUUGAGGGCAGGAAGAAACCUGUGUUUGACAUUGAGGCUUUCCUGAAGUACACUGGGAAUGUUGAGGACUGGCUCGAGAGAAUUGAGGAUUUGGGUAAUAUCCCAGGCAUGCUCCCUGUCACCAUGUACCAUAAACUGACCAAAUGCUGCCUUAAGUUACACACUGAAUGUUGUGAAGGCAUGCUAAGUUUGCUGCCUCAAUUCAGACGGUUUUUAUUUUAUCUCUCCAAUGUAAUGCAGUGAAGACAGUGUGCCAUCUUACAAUCAUCUAACACAUUGAGAGAUAACCUGUCUAAUUUCUUUCAAACUAAUGUAACCAUUACAACUUUCAUCUAAUAAGGACCGGUCUUUAUCUUCCCAUCUCCACUGAAUAGCAAGAAAUGUCAGCAAUACUUAUACUUUACUUGCUGAUAUCUGGACCCAUUUAUUUCCUGUUUUCCCCCUAUAUUAUGGAUUAGCCAGGCUUAUCACUUGGUUACUUCAUUGCAUAUUUUCAGCCUAUAUCAGUAUCAAGUUUUCUAUGUCCACUUCAUUUUGUUUAUCAUUUUGUAUCUAUUGAUUUGGUUAAAAAAAUGAAACAUUUUCUUUAUAUGCAUACUUUAACUCUCUGUUUUUAUUUAUAAAAACCAAACUUUUAAUAUACUAAUUUUUCUAUAAUCUCUAGUUUGGUCCUUACUUUACAGUACCUAUUAUUUCUUCUAAUUGACUCUGCCCACUCUUUGAAAUCUUUAGUUUGUCCCAUUGAUUUGAUGUCUUGUUUCCUCCUCCUCUUG